Molecule: messenger RNA, 2910 nt
Organism: Eremomyces bilateralis CBS 781.70
Lineage: Eukaryota; Fungi; Ascomycota; Dothideomycetes; Eremomycetales; Eremomycetaceae
Product: phosphatidylethanolamine N-methyltransferase
Exons: 4
Coding region: 1-2910 (969 amino acids)
Biological process (GO): phosphatidylcholine biosynthetic process
Molecular function (GO): phosphatidylethanolamine N-methyltransferase activity
Source: RefSeq, a predicted model, not a curated record
AUGGCACAAUCACCAGGAGAUACUGUCGAUUCGGAAGGCCUCCGUGCCCGUCUGACCAACAAUCCGGCCAAACCUCAGCUUGAAGCUUCUUCAAAAUCCGCUAAGGAUACGGUACAGAGCUUGAACCAUGCCGAAGAAGAGAAGCCGGAGUCAGGACAACGGACAUAUGGGAGAACACCGAACGGAAAAGUAUUCACCGUACCGCACACUCACGACAUGGUCUCCCAACUCCUCUCUCCCACCCAACCGAAGAAUCUUUCUGAUGUCAUCGUCCUCCUCAUCCUAGCGAUCCACAUCUCGGGCUUAUACUUCCUUCCGCCAAGUCUCCAGGUCUUCGCAUUCGGGACCCUUUUCGCAUUCUGGAGACUCUCAUACAAUGCCGGUAUCGGGUAUUUACUGCACAUUCAGUCCAACUACAAAGGUCUGGUGACAUGGGCAAGACGGAGUGGCAUCUUCGAGAACCCGUCCACGGGCAAAAACAAGCUCCCUUGGGCCUACGGCGUGUUGAAACGAGAAUUCGAGACGAAGAUCCCAAAGGAUUACUCGUUCGAGGACGCUCCGAUCGAGUACAACACGUGGCUGUUCUUCCGCAGGGUCGUCGAUCUCAUACUCAUGUGUGACUUCGUGUCUUAUUGUUUAUUUGCGAUGGCAUGUGCCCACCUUCCAGACGAGUCCGUCCUCAUGACCAUCGGCCGCUGGACCGCGGGCGCCGCCCUGUUCCUCUUUAACCUUUGGGUCAAGCUGGAUGCUCAUCGUGUGGUCAAGGACUUUGCCUGGUACUGGGGGGACUUCUUCUUCCUGAUCGACCAGGAGUUAACGUUCGAUGGUGUCUUCGAAAUCGCACCCCACCCAAUGUACUCCAUCGGCUACGCGGGAUAUUACGGCAUCUCCCUGAUGGCUGCGAGUUAUAAAGUCCUUUUCAUCUCCAUCGCUGCUCAUUCAGCACAGCUCGCAUUCCUCGAAUUCGUGGAAAAUCCACAUAUUGAGAAGACCUAUAACCCGGUGGUUCCAUCCAUCGGCCGAGGUCUCGAAAAAGCGGCGGGCGGCGACGACAUCGAUAAAUUGGACUCGGAGAGCGGAACCGGGACUGGCACGCCUGUACCGUCCGGCGGCUACCCUUCGUCGAUUCACGGCUUGUUGGGCCUGAAUAACGUGGAUCUCCACCGAACAACGGAUCUAUCGGUUGGUUUGCUUCAGGUCUACCUGUUCCUAUUUACCGUCCUCACGCCGUCGACACCCAUAUAUCAAGCCGUGUUCGUCGUGAAUGCGCUGAUAUGGCGGAUUUGGUACAGCUUCGGGAUAGGGUACAUCCUCAAUCGCCAAUCUCACAAAAAGAAGUGGACCCGGCAUUUCAUCAAAUACGGGGACGGUAUCGAGGAAGGCUGGCGACAAUGGAAGGGAUUGUAUCAUAUCAGCAUGACCAUGUUCUACGGCAGUUUCGUGGCGGCGGCAUACAAGAUGUACUCGCUUCCGCCGGAUUGGACCUAUGGACUGGCUCUUCUUCGCCAUGUCGUUGGUAUUGCGCUCAUCUCCCUCCAGUUCUGGACGGUCCACAGCAUCUACGCAUCCCUGGGCGAGUUUGGAUGGUUCUUCGGGGACUUCUUUUUUGACCAUGCGCCGAAGCUCACCUACAACGGCAUAUAUCGCUAUCUUAACAACCCCGAGCGAAUCUUAGGGCUCGCCGGCAUCUGGGGCCUUGCCCUCAUCACCUGGAGUCGCGCGAUUUUCCUUCUUGCGUUACUGUCGCACCUACUUGCAGUGGCAUUCCUCGAGCUGGUCGAACGGCCUCAUAUGCAAAAGCUGUACGGAGAAAGCAUUCGAGAAGACUCCGGUAUUUCUCGCAACAUCAAGCGAUCCUUGCCGAAGCAACUCCGCGACUGGCAGGGGAGCAUCGACCGUGCUUUGGGGGAGACAUUCGAGAUCGUCGAACACUUCCUCGAAUCAACAAGUCCCCGCCUUGCGUCUGGCGUCGAUGCUCUAGUCAAGGAAUCGACUACCAAAUUAAAAUCAUAUCCAGCAAAGAUUCGCAUUACCAUGCAAUCAAUCGAUCAAUCACCUGACCAGCAGUACUAUUCUUUAUCCAUUAUAGAUACCCCUUCUAAAUCGUCUGGCGAAUUCGAUCGUGGCAGUGGCCGCGAAGGUGAGCAUGGGCGACGUCCGCAAGAGCAUCGAUCCAAAUUCCGGCCGUUGAUAUUUGAAUACGGUGCCCCGAUUAAAGUUCGAUGGCAGGCGCCUAAAUCACACCACAGAAAAGAUUGGGUGGGACUCUACAUGGUCAGCGACAACAGCUCCCGUGAGGUGACCCAAGUCAGCAGUCAGGGACGAUGGGUGUCCGCGUGUCCUGGAGCAUACGACGAUAGUCGAUCAGAGGAUGGCAUUCUAGUCAGCGAUGGUCCGAUCGAGACCGAGGACAUGAUUGAUCCCGACCUCAUCUACGGCGAGAUGGAAUUCUCUGGCGACAAACUAUGGUGGACGCCCGGCGUGUUCGAAUUUCGAUUCCAUCAUGCUGGAAAGCACAAUGUCAUGGCCAUCUCCUUUCCAUUUGAAAUCAAGGUCAGCAAGUUCGACGACGAUAAUGCCGAAGUCGAUAGCAACGGCCAGAUCCGCGGUUCCAUUGAAGAAGCGUUGCUUUCCGUGGUACGGAAUUGCUUCAACCGUGACCCUGAUAUUGCACCGAGAACGGUCGACGAAAGCUUUGGGAGUCUGAUUGAGAGAGAUGGCAAAUAUGCGAAACGAAUCGUGUUCGCGGUGCAACGGAUGUUCGGGAUUGAAUUUGCUCCCGAGGUGGUUAAAGCGGACGGUAAUGUCAAGAACCUUGCGUGGAGGAUAUGUAAUGCUAAAAACGUUCUGGCUCCGUACAGCAUGUCCACAUCACAGGGUCAGAGUACACCUAAUGAGAUAAAGUACUAG